Lachancea meyersii CBS 8951 is the source of this 1377-nucleotide messenger RNA. Lineage: Eukaryota; Fungi; Ascomycota; Saccharomycetes; Saccharomycetales; Saccharomycetaceae. The record is from the annotation of a GenBank genome assembly.
AUGGGGACCCAACUUUUCCCCGGCUGGGUUUCGAAGGCCUUUUUUUGGCUUUCGAUAGCUAUACCAGCGAGUGCGAUUGAUUUAGACGUGUCGUCAAAAAAUUCGAUUUGUUCAGCCACUGCUCUUAUCCAAGAUGGUAUUAUGGAUUACUACGAUGCUAAUAACUAUGGCGGUAGUGUGGGUAUGUUUCAGGCCCCUUACUAUUGGUGGGAAGCGGGCGAAGUUUUUGGAGGUAUGUUGGAAAACUGGUAUCUGUGCCAGAAUACAAGCUACGAACAAGUUCUUUACGACUCCAUGCUAGCUCAGGCUGGGCCUGACUAUGACUAUAUGCCUUCCAACCAGUCGAUGGUGGAAGGUAACGAUGACCAAGGCGUUUGGGGGCUGACCGUCAUGGGUGCAGUAGAAAGAAAUUUCACAAAUCCUACGGAGAAGGGUGUGCCUGGCUGGCUAGCCAUGGUUCAAGGUGUGUUCAACACCAUGUACUCGCGUUGGGACGAUCAGCACUGUGGAGGCGGUGUCAGAUGGCAGAUUUUCACGUGGAACUCAGGCUACAAUUAUAAAAAUACCAUUUCCAACGCUUGCUUGUUCCAACUAGCGGCAAGAUUGGGUCGGUAUACCGGCAAUGACACUUAUAUUGAUGUUGCAGAAAAAAUCUUUGACUGGAUGGUCGACGUCGGAUACAUUGUUUUGAACGACACCGCCAACGUUUACGAUGGAGCUAAUAUUGACGAUAACUGCACGGAUAUUACGAAAUUGGAGUGGAGUUAUAACCAAGGUGUGGUAUUGGGCGGUGCCGCAUACAUGUACAAUGCUACAAAUGGUUCAUCCGAGUGGGAAACCAGAUUGUCUCAAGUGGUAGGAGGGUCCACCUCACUCUUUUUCAGAAACAAGAUCAUGUAUGAAAUGACGUGCCAAGAUGCUAAAAGCUGCAAUAAUGAUCAAAGGUCUUUCAAAAGUAUUUUCUCUCGAAUGUUGUCGCUUACCAGCGUGCUCGCCCCUUACACUGCCGACACAAUCAAUCCGUUGAUGGAAGCAUCUGCUGAAGCUGCAGCGAAAUCGUGUACAGGUGGUUCCGAUGGUCACACUUGUGGCAUGAACUGGGAAACGGGUUCUUGGGAUGGAUAUUAUGGACUGGGCGAGCAAGCCUGCGCAUUGGAGGUCAUACAGAGCUUGCUUUACGACCAAAGACCUGCGCCGUACACCGAUAGUGAUGGCGGAACUUCUGUUGGUGACGCAAAUGCUGGUCUGAAUAAAACAACGACGAACGUCUUGCAUAGCGAUUUGAAGAUCACUCACAAGGAUAAGGUGGGUGCAGCAAUUCUUACCGCUGUAGUGAUCGCAGUACUUGUAGGUGGGUCUGUUUGGAUGAUGUUCUAA